GUUAAUCGACAGUAUCCCUGGUAUAUGCAACCGCCUGAAUAUGAUGCUCCCUUCCAGCUUGCUGACUAUGUUCACCAAGAGUUCAAUGGCAAACUCCAGCAGGCUGUCAUAAGGGACAUACAUACAUUCAACUGUAAGCUGAUGUUUAUAGAUUUAGCAGUGCAAGUAUGCCUUCACGAGAUGCACCAGUGGCUGGAAUUCACUCGAUUCGCUUUCAUUAUUGUGGUGGCGCGUAGCCAAGAUGCGGUAAAGCAGAUUAAAUUGAUGGGACAAAAUUUGACCGCGGUGAUGAUCGAGGAAGAUAUUAAGCGCACUUGGCAAGAGCAACUGACAGAGUCGCUCCACGUAUGCAUGGCACAUGCGUCUGAACUGGGACUUGUCGAAUACUGCACACAAUCGUUUGCAUUCGUUUUCUCACGAAAUCGGAAUAGUUGCCGCUUAAAUACGCACAGAGUGCUGAGAAUGAAGGCUUAGUUAGCUUCCAAAUUUUAAGGGUUAGGAGUGUUAAUGAGGGUUUAAAAAGUAUGUGACUUCCGCAGGAUAUCCAACGUUAAAUAGAUCUACAUACAAAUACAAAU
Rhagoletis zephyria (snowberry fruit fly) is the source of this 578-nucleotide messenger RNA. RefSeq lists its product as uncharacterized. Lineage: Eukaryota; Metazoa; Arthropoda; Insecta; Diptera; Tephritidae. The record is from RefSeq and is a predicted model, not a curated record.